Molecule: messenger RNA, 477 nt
Organism: Macaca mulatta (Rhesus monkey)
Lineage: Eukaryota; Metazoa; Chordata; Mammalia; Primates; Cercopithecidae
Source: RefSeq, a predicted model, not a curated record
UUGGUUUUCUUAACUUGCAGUCACCUCCCCUUUCUUUCCAAAAUGCACACAUCUGCUUUCCAAAAUAGACCGCAACUAUUUCUAUUGCUCUGGAAGAAGCUUAUAUCAGGCAACCCAUUUUGGAGCAGUUGGAUGAAGAGGAAGGAGAGGGAGAUGCUACUCAUCACAUCAGUGUUGGUCUUAUGGAUGCAAUUGUCACAGGUGAAUGGACAACAAAUAAUGCAAAUUCCUCAGUACCAGCAUGUACAAGAAGGAGAGGACUUCACCACGUACUGCAAUUCCUCAACUACUUUAAGCAAUAUACAGUGGUAUAAGCAAAGGCCUGGGGGACAUCCCGUUUUUUUGAUAAUGUUAGUGAAGAGUGGAGAAGUGAAGAAGCAGAAAAGACUGAUAUUUCAGUUUGGAGAAGCAAACAAGAACAGCUCCCUGCACAUCACAGCCACCCAGACUACAGAUGUAGGAACCUACUUCUGCGCA